CGCCCGGCUGAGGAGGUGAAAGUUUCUCCCCAGGAAGAUAAACCGCAAAAGACAAUAUUGUGCAUGAUUUCAUCACAGAGAGAGAGAGAAAAAAAUAAUAAUAAUAAAACAAGAGAAAGAAGAAAUCUCCCCGAAUUAGAACAACAUUCCCAUGCACGAUCCUCCAGCUACAAUCGCUGCUGCAGCCCCGGUGCACGAACAACUCGAGUUUUCGCUCCAUCGCUGAGAUUCCAUCGAUGUAAAAGCAGCGCGAUCACGAUCGAUCUCCUCCUGCGCGCACGGUCUCGUUGUUGGACGAUCGGCUGAAGAAGAAGAAGAAGCAGAAGAAGAAGAAGAAGAAGCAGAAGCAAUGCUGCUGGACGCAGGACCUCAGUACCCGGCCAUAGGAGUCACUACCUUCGGCUCUUCCAGGCAUCACCACUCCACGGGCGACGUGACGGAUCGAGAAGUGGGUCUGGGCAUCAACCCUUUUGCAGAUGGAAUGGGCGCCUUCAAGAUUAACCCCAGCAGCCACGAUCUCGCCUCUGGUCAGACUGCAUUCACAUCCCAGGCUCCGGGCUACGCUGCGGCAGCGGCUUUGGGGCAUCACCACCACCCCGGACAUGUCAGCUCGUAUUCCAGCGCAGCCUUCAACUCCACCCGGGACUUUCUAUUCCGUAACCGGGGGUUCGGUGAAGCUGCCAGUGCCCAGCACAGCCUGUUCGCCUCCGCUGCGGGGGGCUUUGGUGGACCCCACGGCCACACUGAUGCUGCGGGACACUUGAUCUUUCCAGGACUACACGAUCAGACCGCCAGCCAUGGCUCCCCCAAUGUGGUGAACGGGCAGAUGAGGCUGGGCUUUUCUGGAGACAUGUAUGGGAGACCAGACCAGUAUGGACAGGUGACCAGUCCCAGAUCUGAGCACUAUGCAUCCACCCAACUUCAUGGUUACGGCCCUAUGAACAUGAAUAUGGCUGCCCACCAUGGGGCAGGGGCCUUCUUCCGUUACAUGAGGCAGCCCAUCAAGCAAGAACUGAUUUGCAAAUGGAUUGAACCAGAACAGUUGUCAAACCCCAAAAAGUCCUGUAACAAAACUUUCAGCACCAUGCACGAGCUGGUCACCCAUGUCACGGUGGAGCACGUUGGAGGACCCGAGCAGUCCAAUCAUAUAUGUUUUUGGGAAGAGUGUGCCAGAGAAGGGAAGCCCUUUAAAGCCAAAUACAAACUGGUCAACCACAUCAGAGUCCACACAGGUGAAAAGCCCUUCCCCUGCCCCUUCCCUGGAUGCGGGAAAGUCUUUGCCAGGUCAGAGAACCUAAAAAUCCACAAGAGAACUCAUACAGGAGAGAAACCCUUUAAGUGUGAGUUUGAAGGCUGUGACAGACGAUUUGCAAAUAGCAGUGACCGUAAAAAACACAUGCACGUCCAUACUUCAGACAAGCCUUAUCUGUGUAAGAUGUGUGACAAGUCCUACACCCACCCAAGCUCCCUCAGAAAACACAUGAAGGUCCACGAAUCCUCUUCCCAGGGGUCCCAGCCUUCCCCAGCAGCCAGCUCAGGCUAUGAAUCUUCAACGCCCCCAACAAUUGUGUCUCCUACUUCAGAAAACCAGAGCACAAGUUCCUUAUCCCCUUCCUCCUCAGCAGUCCAUCACACGUCCAGUCACAGCACGCUCUCAUCAAAUUUUAACGAAUGGUACGUUUAAAUAAACACAUAUUUAACAAAAAAGACUUCCACAUUAAUGAUGAACACUUCCAGUCUAAUCCUAAAGCUGCCACAUAGACCCAGGAUGGAAUAACAAUGAAGAAUGAGACCUUGUAUUGCAAUGUCUACAGGCUUUGGUAGAACAAAAUAUAAGGGGAUUGUAGGAUGCAUGAGAAGAGUUCCCAGGCCAAAAAGCCAACUGUGUAGGGUUUAAUGAACCACUAUUAGAGGUCUCAAUCUGCAUGUCUCUUCUGGCGGCCUUUUUUUUGUUUUUGUUUUUUUGUUUAUUUUGUUGUAAAUACAGAAUUAUUAGUUGAAGAAGAAAUGUACUGUUGAUUUUGUAAAUAGUUGUAUAACAAGGGAUAUGUGGAAUUGUGAUCACUGCAUCUAUGUGUGUUGGGGAUGGGGGAAGGAAAUGUGUACCAAAAUGUGAACUCCAUUGUAUUCUGAUGACAGUCUAAAAAAAAAGAAAAGAAAAAACAAACAAAAAAAAAAAAGCCUCCAUCUAACAGACUCUUUACUGGUUUCAGUGUGCUUCUCUGUAUAAAGUGCAAGCUCUUCGUCCCAAAGUCCAGUCCGGUUUAUUUAGUGCAGUGAUAUGUUGUUCUUACUACACGUCAUGUCAAUGAAUUCGUUCAGUGCAAAGCCUGGAACUUUACGUGUUACAAUCUGUUACAUUUUUUUUUGUUUAUGUAAAGUGAUAUUAAAAGAUAAAAAAAACAAACAAAAA
Hyla sarda is the source of this 2413-nucleotide messenger RNA. It is a transcript of the gene ZIC1, whose product is annotated as Zic family member 1. Gene Ontology annotation, cellular component: nucleus. Lineage: Eukaryota; Metazoa; Chordata; Amphibia; Anura; Hylidae. The transcript has 3 exons. The record is from RefSeq and is a predicted model, not a curated record. Gene Ontology annotation, molecular function: RNA polymerase II cis-regulatory region sequence-specific DNA binding; DNA-binding transcription factor activity, RNA polymerase II-specific. Gene Ontology annotation, biological process: regulation of transcription by RNA polymerase II; central nervous system development. Bases 350 to 1684 code for a protein of 444 amino acids.